This is a messenger RNA of Saxophila tyrrhenica, 1806 nucleotides long. RefSeq lists its product as uncharacterized. The record is from RefSeq and is a predicted model, not a curated record. The transcript has 3 exons. The coding region runs from base 1 to 1806 and encodes 601 amino acids. Lineage: Eukaryota; Fungi; Ascomycota; Dothideomycetes; Mycosphaerellales; Extremaceae.
AUGCGUCUUUCCAUCUACGGUCUCACACUUAUAAGUGCUCUGAGCACUCCUACACUUGCGGAUUUCAAUGGACCAACCUAUCCUCCUCCACGCGACCUAACGAGCGACAACAGUCUAGUCCGCGCAGCAUGGCAAAACCUCACCAACACUCUUGACCUUUACCUCAAUGGCAACAACACUCCGCCGGAAGCUGCUACCUUGAAGGAGGUUACAUGGUCAGCUGGCCUCUUCUCCAUCCACGACCCGGAAGCGUCCCAGCUACAGUAUCACCACACCUCAGCUCAGAUCAAGAAACUUCGCAACGGAACGAACGAUGUCGACGGCGACACAAUCUAUCGCGUAGCUUCUGUCUCUAAGCUUUUCACCGUCCUCGUCGGUCUCCUGGAACUGAGCGAAGAGCAAUGGAACCGCCCACUCAGCAAGAUCAUCCCGGGUCUUGGUGCAAACGAGACGUCCGGAAAGUAUGACCCGGUCUACUCGACGCCAUGGGACAAGAUCACGCCUUGGUCGCUAGCCAACCAAAUCAGCGGUGUCGCCAGACAAGGCCUCCCAGCUCUCGACCUCCUUGUCUCAAGCGAGGCGUUUGGUGUUGAUCCUACGACUCUCGGCUUCCCGCCGCUCCCUUUGAGUGUCGUGGGACCGUGUGUCACCGGUAGUUGCGACGAAGCUCAGUUCAUCGAAAGCGCCCGGUCACAGCCGCCCAUGUUCGUCGGGCCCUGGACGACUCCGAGUUACACGAAUAAUGGAUUUGUACUGCUAGGACUCGCGAUCAAGCACCUCCUGGGGAAGCGCACUGUUUCCCUAUACGAGGACUUGAUUUUCGGACCUCUCGGCAUGUCCUCGUCCAGCGCAUUCUCUCCGACUGAAUCUGCGAAGCUUGCCAGGUCUGUGAUUUUGGAGGGAUUUGAUCUAGAUUUUGAUCUUACAGUACCAUCUGGUGGUCUUCUCUCGACAAUCAACGACCUUGCAAAGUUCGGCACGGCUUUGCUAAAUGCUACGUUGCUGGAAGCAGAGGCAACGAGGAAGUGGAUGAAGCCGAGCAGCCAUACCGCUUCGCUCACAGCGUCAGUUGGGGCGCCCUGGGAGAUUUACCGCUACAUUCAUCCGGAUACAGGCAAGGUAACAGACCUUUACACUAAGAGUGGAGACUCGGGAAACUAUGGCGGCAACCUGGUCCUCAUACCCGACUACAACGCCGGCUUCAGCUUUCUAGACGGCUAUCAAGGCGCCAGCAUCAUCGACAGCACCACUCGAAGCACCGCCCAGAACGUCGCGCUCGACUACAUUAUUAACGCUGUCCUGCCAGCCCUGGAGGCCCAAGCCGCCACCGAAGCAAUGCUGAACUUUUUCGGCACCUACAAGUCCAAUGACCCUGAGCUCGACUCCACAGUUGUCAUCUCGUUUAACAACACCAAUGCCACAGCCGUCCCAGCCAACGGGCUGACUCUUGAGAAGUGGAUCUCAAAUGGCACCGAUGUGCUAGCGGGGUGGUUUGAGUCGACGAAACCACGUCUGCUUCCCUCCAUUCCCAUGGGCGUCGACGGCGGUUUGGUGCAGGGACAAGUGGCGUUCCAGGCCACUGCCAACCCGCAGACAUCGACGUACACGGAUCCUGAAGCUGCGAAGAAGGUCGGUGUGAUUGGGCCGUUUACAGGGCAGGGUGCGAAUUUCGACUGGCUGACUGCUGGUGGGACAUUUUAUGGGAAUAUGGGGAUACAGGAGUUUGUGUUUGAUGUUGAUGAGCAGGGCAGAGCAACGUGCGUAAGACCGGCUGUGAUGAGGAAGACGCUGCAACGGAGGUCUUGA